AUAGCAGUCCUUUCCCUUCGUCAAUUCCACAUGCCUUCCAGAUUAACUUUAAUAGUUUGUACACAGCCCUGUGUGAACAGCAAACAUCUGAUAAAGCAACGCUCCUCUUGUAUACGCUGCUCCAUCAGAAUAGCAAUGUCAGAACGUACAUGCUGGCUCGCACGGACAUGGAAAAUCUUGUUUUACCAAUUCUUGAGAUUCUGUAUCAUGUUGAAGAAAGAAAUUCACACCACGUGUAUAUGGCCCUUAUAAUUCUGUUGAUUCUUACAGAAGACGAUGGCUUUAAUAGGUCCAUUCAUGAAGUGAUAUUAAAAAAUAUUACUUGGUAUUCAGAACGGGUUUUAACUGAGAUUUCACUGGGGAGUCUCCUGAUUCUGGUUGUAAUAAGAACCAUUCAGUACAACAUGACAAGGACAAGAGACAAGUACCUUCACACAAAUUGUUUGGCAGCUUUAGCAAAUAUGUCAGCACAGUUUCGUUCUCUCCAUCAGUAUGCUGCCCAGAGGAUCAUCAGUUUGUUUUCUUUGUUAUCUAAAAAACACAACAAAGUUCUGGAACAAGCCACCCAGUCCUUGAGAAGUUCGCUGAGUUCCAGUGAUGUUCCUCUACCAGAUUAUGCCCAGGACCUCAGUGUCAUUGAAGAAGUGAUUCGAAUGAUGUUGGAGAUCAUCAAUUCCUGCCUGACAAAUUCUCUUCACCACAACCCAAACUUGGUGUAUGCACUGCUUUACAAACGAGAUCUUUUUGAACAAUUUCGAACUCAUCCUUCAUUUCAAGAUAUAAUGCAAAAUAUUGACCUGGUGAUCACCUUCUUUAGCUCAAGACUACUACAAGCUGGAGCUGAGCUGUCAGUGGAACGAGUCUUAGACAUUAUCAAGCAGGGGGUUGUUGCACUGCCCAAAGACAGACUAAAGAAAUUUCCAGAAUUGAAAUUCAAAUACGUGGAAGAAGAGCAGCCUGAGGAGUUUUUCAUCCCCUAUGUUUGGUCUUUGGUUUACAACUCAGCGGUAGGCCUGUACUGGAACCCACAGGACAUCCAACUGUUCACGAUGGAUUCCGACUGAGGCAGGACGUGUCCAUGCCCACCCUCCAGCCAUGCAGCCCUGCUAGUUAUCUUAUUUCUGGGAAUCAGAAGCAGACAAGUUGCCCAGUGCAUCUUAUAUCAGAGAGAUUUCACACAAGUGUGUUCCCUCACACACUUUGAUUUGGAGAUCAGUGCUGGUUGGCAGUACAUCACUCAGCUUAGAUUUUAGUGCAAAGGAGGGUGUACACAAUAAUAAAUGUAAAAACCUGCUACUCAA
Messenger RNA from Castor canadensis (American beaver), 1301 nucleotides. The record is from RefSeq and is a predicted model, not a curated record. NCBI's taxonomy places the organism in Eukaryota, Metazoa, Chordata, Mammalia, Rodentia, Castoridae.